This is a messenger RNA of Theobroma cacao (cacao), 685 nucleotides long. Its product is annotated as Cox19 family protein (CHCH motif). The record is from RefSeq and is a predicted model, not a curated record. Lineage: Eukaryota; Viridiplantae; Streptophyta; Magnoliopsida; Malvales; Malvaceae.
AACAAUCGAAUUCGAAGUCAUCAUUAGACCGGUUUGGCUGCCGCUUCUCUACAAAAUUCUUCAGCUUACGUGAACAAAGAAACAGAGGUAUGGCGAAGCCAAGCAAAGAGCCUUGCAAGAAAGAGGCUUGCGAUAUCCAAGCUUGUCUUUCCAAGAACAAUUUCCUUCCUCAAAGGUGCCGAAAAGUGAUCGAACUGCUUCAAUCUUGCUGCGAGAAAUGCAAUUACGAUUCCACCCAUUGUGCUUCUGUGUCUGCUCUCCUAAAGCAAAUAGCCAAGUGAUAUUGAUGGACCUCUGCUCACACUGAAUGCCUAUUCGAUUCGUCUGUUUGCUCGACUUUUGUUUACGCAACUUGCAUAAAAUCAAUUGUCAUAGUUCAUAGGACUGUUCCUGUUACUUUGGAAAUUGGUAUUUUCUAUUGACUACAAUAGGUUUAAGGUUCCGGAGGGGGCACUUCACUUUCCCAAACUGAUCUACAUCAGCAUCCUGGCACGCUAUAUUUGCAACUGGCCUUGAUAUUCAAGCGAUAGCUUUCGUCUAACAACUGUGUGAUAGAUGCCUUAAUUUCUUUCAAAAGAGAUUAUGAUUGUAUUUGAUUUGUCCAGUCUUCUUUUUUGCAAAUGGUUGUUGCUUCAUUGAGAGUAAUAUUCCUUCUUAUAUUCUAGGUAAAUGUAUGAUUCUCUUA